AUGAAUCCGUCCAGGGGCGCGGUUACAAAAAAGGCUUGCGAUGGCUGCAAAGUUCGGAAAGUUCGCUGUGGUGGAGGGAAUCCGUGUACGCCCUGCCUGAAUGCGCGCAUCCACUGUAUUCUGACGCUAACUAAGGCGAGAUGCAGUGUACCGCUGAGUGCGAUUGCGCCGGUGCUCUAUAUUUACCAUGUCCGCAUGUACCCGGUUUGGCCGAUUGUCGACGUCGAUGACUUGAUUGCAAACCUGCAACAAGACCCCGAGAACAAGGACCAUGAGAGGUUCGCGCUCGCGACGAGCAUAGCCGCUGCUACUAUGGCUCAGCUACGGCUUGGUGGUUCGACAUCGGAUCGGUCAGUCACAGCUGAUGUCCUCGCGGCUGAGUGCCUUGAGGCCAGGAGAAGAUUGGACUAUCGUUCACGGGUGAACCUGGACAAUGUCCGAACAGCCUUCUUCCUACAUGUAUACUAUGAAAACCAACAACCAGGGGGAAGCGAAUCGGUACUCUACCUCAGAGAGGCUAUUACUAUGGCGCAAAUGAUGUACCUACAUAGAGAAGCAUCGUACCCUAGCCUUGCGGCUGAGGAGCAGAAGAUCCGCCGUCGAGUGUUAUGGUUGCUAUUUGUGACGGAACGUGGUGUUUGCAUCCUCCACAAGCUUCCAGUCAUUCUAAAAACGGACACAGCUAUGCCGGAAACUGAUGCGGACGACGAGGUUCUACCUGCAUUCCUGAAACUCCUGACAUUGUUCAGACUAUUCGAACAAAGCCGAAUGUUCGACAUUGUCGAAGACUACCACCUAGGGCUCGAGCCUCCUGUUAGCUCCAGCGCCGCUACAGCUGCCACCUUUGAUGAGAUGUUCCAGGAUAAAUCCCCGGACGGCUUUGGCACCCUGGAUAGGGUAUCCGACGUUCAGAGAGCCGAUAUCUGCGUGACGAGACACUGGAUGCGCAUUCUCGCAUGGAAAGCCCUGUCCCACUCGUCUACCGGCCGCCAACCCUCAUCAGACUGUUUUCUCUCGCCGGUAUUUCCGUUGAUCGUGGGAAAAGAUCUGGUGAGUGUAGUCUACCGGCUGCCUCGAGUGGCGCUCCAGGCGCAUGGCCUUGGCAUGCAGCUGAAGCUGUACGAAAUUGCGACCUCCCUCGCAGACGCUGUCACCAGUACUGCAGCCGUGCCAGAUACGAGUCGAUGGGACCAAGAAAGCCGGCCAAGUAACAUCCUCACGCGGCUUCACUCCAUCCUCUCGGCGUUGACUGGCGGAGAAAACAGCACUUUGGUGGACAUACUAUACGGCAAAAUCGCCAAGGCACAUUAUAUGCACUCAGCACCUAUCUUACCAGCACCGAGCAAUGGGAACAAUAAACCUAAUCGAAAAUCAAAAACCGCGAGAGCGACAUGUACCGAGGAUAGCGUGACCGCGACUGACUUCUCACAGAAUGAGUCCAACGAAACUGGGGACGCCAUCGACUGGCCCAGUGGAUUACUGACAACCGUAGAUCAGCCGGCCAGUGAUGAUAGCACCCCUACAAGAUAUCACGGACCCAGGGGACUACAGCCAGUCCAGCUAUGA
Molecule: messenger RNA, 1566 nt
Organism: Aspergillus nidulans FGSC A4
Lineage: Eukaryota; Fungi; Ascomycota; Eurotiomycetes; Eurotiales; Aspergillaceae
Product: Zn(II)2Cys6 transcription factor
Exons: 5
Coding region: 1-1566 (521 amino acids)
Biological process (GO): regulation of transcription by RNA polymerase II; DNA-templated transcription; regulation of DNA-templated transcription
Cellular component (GO): nucleus
Molecular function (GO): DNA binding; DNA-binding transcription factor activity, RNA polymerase II-specific; zinc ion binding
Source: RefSeq, a predicted model, not a curated record